This is a messenger RNA of Cannabis sativa, 2417 nucleotides long. RefSeq lists its product as uncharacterized. The transcript has 2 exons. NCBI's taxonomy places the organism in Eukaryota, Viridiplantae, Streptophyta, Magnoliopsida, Rosales, Cannabaceae. The record is from RefSeq and is a predicted model, not a curated record. Bases 164 to 1432 code for a protein of 422 amino acids.
UGUUUACUGUUUUUUUUAUGUUUCCAAACGAUUUCAGGUCUUUACUGUUUUUUUCUGUGUAGUUGUUUGUCAUUGAUAGUUUGUUUGUAGUUUGUUUGUAGUUGUAUUACAGUUUUCAUACUGUUUUAUUCAGGAUUUAUAAUUUAUUUUGGCCAUUUUCGUUAUGUUGCAGGUUUGGGACUGUAAAUUUAGUCCUUCUGAUUUUUACAGAUCUAAGUGUGUAUGCACCAGUGUUUAUUCCGUGAUAGAUAAUAUUAAGAACACUUUAUCUGUUAAUUUACUUUCUUUGUUUCGUCAAACUCAGUUUGGGCAUUUUCUGGAUAUGCCUGAGUUUGUUUUUCAUCCGCAAGUCGUACAUAGUUUAUUACUAAGGAAAGUUUUACAGCCCAAUCCUAAAGAGUUUUGGGCUAAGGUUGCUGGUCGUUGCAUACGGUUUAGUGCCGAAGAAUUUUACCUGAUUUCUGGUUUAGAUUGUUUCGGUGAUUGCAACAAGUUGUUGUUUUCACAGGAAACAAAUCAAUUGGUAGAAACAUGUUUCCGUGGUGUAAAAACUAUUGACCACAAAGCCAUCGAGGAUGCUUUUUUGGGUAGUCGGUGGGGUUUGGAUGAGUCUAUUGGUUUGAAAAUGGCUGUUUUGUAUUUCAUUCAGUGUUUUCUUCUUAGCAAUACUCCUGACAAAGAAGUGUCUAGGUUUGUUCUAGAUGUAGUUGAUAGCGGUCGGUGGGAUGAGUAUUGUUGGGGUAGGGAAUCAUUUGAAUUGACAAUUGACUCAUUCAAAGGUAGGAUCGAGCAUGGGAUCAUUAUGAAAAAUAGAAAGGCAGAGAAGGGAGGCCAAUAUGAUGGCUGGUAUAGGGCAUUGGGAUGUCCUUGGGUUUUCACGGUUUGGUUUUAUGAAUGCUGUCCUGCAAUGGUGAACUCUUUCUGUAAGAGAGUUUCAUCUUCUAUUCCCAGGAUUCUGAACUGGAGCAACACCAUCGUCACCAAAAAUCCAACCCUUCGAGACUUGAAGGGCAAGAUUUUUGAUUUACCUUUGGAGAAGUUGAAGAUAAAAAACAUGCGUCCUACUGAUGAAGAGAGGCAGCAGCUUCAACUUGACGGUUUAUUUCUCGAUGAAUCUAUUGAUGAUCGUGGUGUAGCGAAGCAAUCCUUCGAGGGUGGGUCAUCUUCAAAGAAGUCUGAUUCAGCAGAUAUUGAUUGGAUGAAAUCUAAGCUGGAGAUGCUCAUUUCGAAUCAAUCAUCAUUGGCCGAGGACUUCAUUUCAUUGAGGUGUUUUGUUGAUUUUAAUUUCAAAUCUGUAAUGACUGUAAUUAAGGAUAUCCAGGAGAAGGUUAAUGCCAUUCAUCGUCGUCCUUCUGAUGAGGUAUUUAUUCUUAUUUUAUUGUUUAGGUUUUUUUAUAUUUUUUUUUUAAAGUUUCUUUACUGUUUUAUUUAAGUUUCAUUUAUGUUGGUUGAUACAGGGAAAGUCAUCGGAUGAAUUAGUAACUCAAGAUUCUAAUGAUGAUGCUGAUGAUGAUGAUGAUGAUGAUGAUGAUGAUGAUGAUGAUGAUGAUGAUGAUGAUGAUGAUGAUGCCGAGGAUGAUGAGAAGUAAUUGCCUGAUCCAGAAAAUAUUGAUUCCAACUCCGACGAUGGUGGUGAGUUGGUUAAAGUUGGUGGGGAUGCUGAUGAUGCUGACAAGGCUGUUACUGCUGUUCCUUCUGCUGAUGUGAAUCCAUCUGAGGCUGUUGGAAGGAGUGAUAAAAAUGUUAAGGAUGUUGAGAAGCCGAAGGGCGAUGAGUCUCGAUUGAAGGGGGACGAUUUCUUUGAUGGGUUGAGCCAGCUUGAAAUAGAUGAUGAUCAAGUUGUGUUGGCUGGCUUGGAGGCUGUUGGUAAAAUCCAUGUAAGUUUACUUUUAAUUGUUUUCAAGAAAACUAGGUUUCUUUUUGGUUGCUCAUUAGUUUCUAGUAUGUUUUGCAACUGUUUUAAUGCAUUCUUUCUUUUUUAGGUCCCCGCACCCAAUCCAGAUGUUGUUGGUGAAAAGUCAGAUGCCCUUCAUACUGAUGAAGAAACUGAGGACACGGUCUCUGAUACACCUCUGUUGGAUAAGAGGAAGCGUGCUCCAGCCUUGAAAUCUCCAUUUGUUGACUUCGGGUCUGCUGAUGUCGGGAGCACUCCAAUGGAGCUUAUGUCCUCAGGUUCUCAAUCAGCUGGGGAUGAUAGGGAUUUCAAAAUGGUGACUUAUGUGAAGGGCCUUUAUGCUCUUAAUGAUGCUUUUGCUGAUCCCGUAUCUACCGAGAUUGAGGCAAAAUUUGACGCUUGGAUUGGUGAAGGAUUGCUUAAACAUCCUAGGUGACUGUUUUUAUUAAAUCUGUUUUUGUGUUAUGUUUUUUUUUUCAGUUUUAUUCCUGUUUUAAUGCUAUUUUUUUUGCUGUUUUUUUGU